This is a messenger RNA of Corylus avellana, 1462 nucleotides long. RefSeq names its product DNA binding protein SWC2 (gene SWC2). The record is from RefSeq and is a predicted model, not a curated record. Gene Ontology annotation, cellular component: nucleus. Lineage: Eukaryota; Viridiplantae; Streptophyta; Magnoliopsida; Fagales; Betulaceae.
CCCAAGAUGCAUCGGCCCUUGAAAUUUAGCGUGUUCGAUUUCUCUAGAAGGGCUUUCGGAAUCCGGAAGCCCAUUUGCAAAGCAUUCUUGCUAGACCCAAACUAAAAACGCGACACUGCGCACGUGAUUCGCCCUUGCUUCCGGCCCACACCAGACAUCGCCGCACGGAGUGACAGACCCUCCGGCCCGCCGUUUCUGCGAAGCCCCGACAGUCGCUCCCCAGGACGAGAACUUCUCAUUAGAAACUUUUGAAUACCAAGUUCCUUCGUUCUGGUUUUAUUACUAUUUCCAAUUCAUUCAUACCUUGAGUUAGAGGAGCAAAAGUAUAGUCAUGGAAACCUCCAAAGAAGCAGCGGCACCUGCUUUUCUCGAUCGCACCUCUCGACCAACGAGAGGAAAGAGGAUGACCAAGUUGCUCGACGAGGAAGUUGAGGAGGAUGAGUUGUUCUGGAACCAGGAGGCUCUUAAAGAGGAAGAGAAUGAUGUUAAUUAUGAAGCAGAGCAAGAGGUUGCUGACGAGUUUGAUAGCGACUUUGAUGAAGAUGAGCCCGAGCCAGAGGAAGAAGCAGAAAACGAUGCCGAGGACAGGACGCGUACAAGGAAGAGAUUGAUAUACCCAGGGAAGCCCGUGGCAAAGAAGAAAAAGAAAAAGAAAGACCUUUCGAAGUUAGAGGCUGAUCCUAAGGAUGAAAAACAAACUCAAAAUUCUAUUACACCUGAACACCACAAUGUCCACGAAGGAGAGAGAACGGUUAGGAAAUCUACUAGAACUUCGGUCAUUGUUAGGCAAGCUGAGAGAGAUGCAAUACGUGCAGCUUUGCAAGCAACAAUGAAGCCGAUAAAAAGGAAAAAGGAAGGUGAGGAGAAGAAGAUGACCCAAGAAGAAAUGCUUUUGGAAGCAGCUCAGACAGAAAUCAUGAACUUGAGGAACUUGGAGCGUGUUUUAGCAAGGGAGGAAGAAGUUAAGAAAAGAGCAAUUGUGCAUAAAGCUGUGUUCAGUGGUCCACAGAUACAAUAUUAUUCAAAAGAUGGUUUUUCAUAUUUAGAAUUCAGUAAAGGAUGUUCAUUUCAGUCAGAGAUUUCUACAACGUCUGUUCCAUAUCCAGAAAAGGCUGUAUGUGCAGUUACUGGUUUGCCGGCCAGAUACCGUGAUCCAAAGACAGGGCUACCUUAUGCAACAAAGGAAGCUUUUAAAAUAAUUCGUGAACGUUUUUCUAAAGAAGAGAGUGGGGUCCAAAAGGAAAUGGACAUGGGAGAUUUAUUGGAUUCACUAUCUGGAACAGGAUUUUCAGCUAAGCAGAGGAGAUCAGUGACAUCAAAUAAAAGUGAAGUGUCAUAUUUUCGAUACUCGGCUCGUUUUCGUAGAAUUCCUGCUCUUGAAAGUGAUAUUGAUGAAGAUGAUGAUUGAAACUUGGAAAUUUGACAUUUCAUAUAAUUAUAAGAUUAACUUGUUUAGGUGAUU